Messenger RNA from Penicillium paradoxum, 870 nucleotides. RefSeq lists its product as uncharacterized. Gene Ontology annotation, cellular component: pyruvate dehydrogenase complex. Gene Ontology annotation, biological process: pyruvate decarboxylation to acetyl-CoA. Gene Ontology annotation, molecular function: dihydrolipoyllysine-residue acetyltransferase activity. The transcript is spliced from 2 exons. NCBI's taxonomy places the organism in Eukaryota, Fungi, Ascomycota, Eurotiomycetes, Eurotiales, Aspergillaceae. The coding region runs from base 1 to 870 and encodes 289 amino acids. The record is from RefSeq and is a predicted model, not a curated record.
AUGGCAGCCAAGCUCACUGUUGGCCAGGUCCCGGCCAUGUUCGCCCGGCGACAGCAGCAAGUGUUCAGUGUCGGCAGACGCCUGCAAUCCACCUCUUCUACUACCCACAACCCCGCUUAUCCACUCUACCCCUCUGUCGCCCAGCUCCUCCGUGAGAAGGGCAUCCCCCAGUCCGAUGUCUCCAAGAUCCCAGCCUCCGGCCCCAAGGGCCGUCUCCUGAAGGGAGACGUGCUCGCCUACAUCGGCAAGAUUCCCGCCGAGUACCCUUCAACCCAAGCCGCCACUCUGGCCAAACUUUCUCACCUCGAUUUGAGCAACAUUAAGAUUGCGCCGGCCCCAGCUCCCGCCGCGCCGGCCGCAGUGGAGGAGGAGGCCGUUGCCGCACCCAUUCCCAUGGCCUCGGUCGCCAUCUCUAUCUCCUUGGCCGCUGUGCUGUCCGCCCAGAAGAAGCUCCAGGAUAACUUGGGCGUGACUGUUCCUCUGUCUCGCUUCCUUGCUGUGGCCACAGACCUUGCCAACGAUGACCUCCCUCGCUUGGCCAGCUUCAAGCCCUCCGCCGAUGAGCUCUUCAAUGAGGUUCUCGGCGCUGAGCCUAUCUACACAUCUCGCGGUGAUUACAUCCCCGAGUUGAACGCUGUGGAGGCCCCCAAGACCCUCCGCUCCAAGCCCGUCACUGAGGACCUUAUCGAUUUCCUGAGCUCCAACUCUUCCAAGAAGUCUGUUCGUGCGGCUCCGGUCGAGAGCGAGUCUGGUGUUGCUUCCAAUGUUUUCAGCUUGACCGUCCCUGCUAAUGAAGAGGUCCGUGCUAGAGAAUUCUUGGAGCGGAUCAAGACCCUUCUCUCGAUUGAGCCGGCGCGCUUGGUGCUUUAA